This is a messenger RNA of Leptonychotes weddellii (Weddell seal), 1192 nucleotides long. It is a transcript of the gene LLPH, whose product is annotated as LLP homolog, long-term synaptic facilitation factor. Gene Ontology annotation, biological process: dendrite extension. Gene Ontology annotation, molecular function: RNA binding. Gene Ontology annotation, cellular component: nucleolus. NCBI's taxonomy places the organism in Eukaryota, Metazoa, Chordata, Mammalia, Carnivora, Phocidae. The record is from RefSeq and is a predicted model, not a curated record.
GAGACGCACACCUGCUUCAGGGACGAGGGUCUCCCGUGGUCUUGGUGGUGGCCCCCGGGCUUCCCUGUGCUCUGUGCGUGGUGGAGCCCUCCUUCUUCGGUAGUCUCGCUCAGGUUAACCUGGGCCCUCAAGAUUGUUGUUUACCUCAGCCCUUCUAUCCUUGCCCCUCGAAGUUUUGGGUUGUUGUAGACAGGGGAACAGAGUGAGUUGUGAUGGGCGUCCAAAAAUUGUAACUCCACUAGUUAUCCGUUCAACAAAAGCACACUGCAUUGGGGCAUCCAACGGUGAACAAGGUGUAUUUAGUUAGUCCCUGCCUUCGUGGAGCCCACAGUCCACCGGGGAUGACAGAAAAUAAACUUUUCAGGUAAAAUAUGGCUAAAAGCUUACGGAGUAAGUGGAAAAGGAAGAUGCGUGCAGAAAAGAGAAAAAAGAAUGCCCCGAAGGAACUCAGCAGACUUAAAAGUAUUCUUAAAGUAGAUAGUGAUGUUUUAAUGAAAGAUGUUCAAGAGAUAGCAACCGUGGUGGUACCCAGACAUUGUCAAGAGAAAACUCAAUGUGUGGUACAAGAUGAAAAAGAUGACAUGAAAAUGGAGACUGAAAUUAAGAGAAACAAGAAGAGUCUUCUAGACCAGCAUGGACAGUACCCCGUAUGGAUGAACCAGAGACAGAGGAAAAGGCUGAAGGCAAAGCGAGAAAAAGGGAAGGGGAAAAGCAAAGUAAAGGCAGCAAAGGGUUUAGCCUGGUAGACUCUUAAAAACUUGAAAACUCCUACAUGGGACAGGCCUUUGGUUAGAAUGUGUACAUGGAUUUCAACUUCCACCAAACGAAAACUUGGUUUCCAGGUUUCACUUGGCCUUGUUCUUCAGUUCAAACCCAACUUAACUCCUCAACUUUGUUUUGGGAGCUUGAAUAAAAUCUUUGAUGAAUGAAAGCUACACCGAUACUUUAAUUGGAUGCUUCCCAGUGUGCAGGGAUUCUCAGACAUUGCAAUUCUAUCAAGUGUUACUGUGGUUGUAACUGUUGGGUCUUAGUAAAGAUAAAAAAAAAAAAAAAAGAUCUACUGACAAAUUUGAGGUGAUUCAGGUUUAAAGAAAACUUUUAUAUAAUUUAAAAUAGAAUGUCAGUGGAUCUUAUAAGCACUACUUGUUUGGAGUUUUGAUUUUAAUUUAGAAUAAAAGAUAUUUUGUCAAGA